This is a messenger RNA of Larimichthys crocea (large yellow croaker), 4270 nucleotides long. It is a transcript of the gene myo1eb, whose product is annotated as myosin IEb. Gene Ontology annotation, molecular function: actin filament binding; microfilament motor activity; ATP binding. Gene Ontology annotation, cellular component: myosin complex; actin cytoskeleton; plasma membrane. The record is from RefSeq and is a predicted model, not a curated record. Gene Ontology annotation, biological process: endocytosis; actin filament organization. NCBI's taxonomy places the organism in Eukaryota, Metazoa, Chordata, Actinopteri, Sciaenidae.
UCCCAUCAUGCACUCUGAUCAGCAGGGAGAGCAUUGAUCAUUGGUUGAACUUUGAACUGUGUUGCACCGAUUGUGAUCAACAUGUUUGAAGAGAGCUGAAGCAGAUGGAGUUCAUCAAUAAUCAAUAAUUGGCCGAGCAGCCGACUGAAAGAGAAACAAUGAAACUUUCAAAGUUUAAAAAAACAAACAGGUGCAGGUCUCAAAGCUGCUGCUCUGUGUCAGAACUACAUUACCCAGAGUUCCACAGGAAGGGGGAGGAGGAGGCGGAGCCUCACCUGCCCACACCUGCAGAGUGACUGAAGACUGAAGGAAGAAAAACACAGAAAACAAAGAAGAAGAAGAAAAUGUUCACAGAAUCCAAACCUGAGUCCCCGAUCUGAACCCACCUGAACCGGACUCACCUGAUUUGGGUUCAGUCUGAGUCCACCUGGAUUCUGGAUCCACCUGAGACUGAAGAUUUCUCAACUUUUACCUGAAGCAGGAAGUGAGAGCAGGAGGAGCCGCAGACAUGGGUAGUAAGGAACGUUACCAUUGGCUGGCUCAGAACGUGAAGGUGAGCGGCGUGGACGACAUGGUGCUGCUGUCCAAGAUCAACGAGGACGCCAUCACGGACAACCUGAAGAAGAGAUACAUGGACGACUACAUCUUUACCUACAUUGGUUCGGUUCUGAUCUCUGUGAAUCCGUUCAAACAGCUUCCAUAUUUCACAGACAGAGAAGUCGAGCUGUACCAGGGAGCGGCUCAGUAUGAGAACCCUCCUCAUAUCUACGCUCUGGCUGACCACAUGUACAGGAACAUGAUGAUUGACAGCGAGAACCAGUGUGUUGUCUUCAGCGGUGAGAGCGGAGCAGGAAAGACUGUAGCUGCUAAGUUCAUCAUGAGUUAUGUGUCCAAAGUGUCUGGAGGAGGAGACAAAGUCCAGCAUGUUAAAGACAUCAUCCUGCAGUCCAACCCUCUGCUUGAGGCAUUCGGAAACGCCAAGACCGUCCGCAACAACAACUCCAGCAGAUUUGGGAAGUACUUUGAGAUCCAGUUCAGUCGAGGAGGAGCUCCUGAUGGAGGAAAAAUCUCAAACUUCCUGUUGGAGAAGAGUCGAGUCGUUUCACAAAAUCAAGGAGAGAGAAACUUCCACAUCUACUACCAGCUGUUGGCGGGGGCAAGUGGGGAGCAGAGGGAGAACCUCGGGGUCACGACCCCCGACUACUACUUCUACCUCAACCAAUCAGGAACCUACACAGUGGAGGACGUCAACGACAAGAAGGAGUUCACUGACACCAUGGAGGCGAUGUCAGUCGUGGGUCUGUCUGUGGAGGAUCAGGAUUCAGUUCUUCAGCUCGUUGCAGGAAUUCUUCAUCUGGGAAACAUCAGCUUCAGAGAGGAGAACAACUACGCCGUGGUCGAGAGCCUGGACUUCCUGGCGUUUCCGUCCUUCCUGUUGGGGAUCUCUCAGGAUGGUCUCUGCAGUAAGCUCACCAGCAGGAUCAUGGAUAGUAAGUGGGGUGGGAAGACUGAGUCCAUCUCCGUAACCCUGAACACGGAGCAGGCCACUUUCACCAGAGACGCCCUGUCCAAAGCUCUGUACACAAGACUCUUCGACUUCCUCGUCGACUGUAUCAACAAAGCCAUGCAGAAGGAACAGGAGGAGCUCAACAUCGGAGUCCUCGACAUCUACGGCUUCGAGAUCUUCCAGAGAAAUGGCUUUGAGCAGUUCUGCAUCAACUUUGUCAACGAGAAGCUGCAGCAGAUUUUCAUUGAGCUAACCCUGAAGGCUGAACAGGAGGAGUACGUUCAGGAGGGCAUCAAAUGGACGCCCAUCGACUACUUCAACAACAAGGUGGUCUGUGACCUCAUUGAGUCCAAACUGAAUCCUCCUGGGCUUAUGAGCAUCCUGGACGACGUAUGUGCUACAAUGCACGCAAAAGGUGAAGGCGCCGACCAGACGCUGCUGCAGAAACUUCAGGGACAGAUCGGAUCCCACGAACACUUCAGCAGCUGGAACAAAGGCUUCAUCGUCCACCACUAUGCCGGGAAGGUGUCGUAUGAUGUCAGCGGUUUCUGUGAGAGGAACAGAGACGUGUUGUUUAAUGACAUCAUCGAGCUGAUGCAGAGCAGUGAGUUUCCGUUCAUCAGAGCUCUGUUCCCGGAGAACCUGGAAGUGGAGAAGAGGGGGCGUCCGACCACGGCGAGCAGUAAGAUCAAGAAACAAGCAAACACUUUGGUCCACACUCUGAUGAAGUGCACCCCUCACUACAUCCGCUGCAUCAAACCCAAUGAGACCAAACGUCCCCGGGACUGGGAGGAGAACCGGGUCAGACACCAGGUGGAGUACCUGGGCCUCCGAGAGAACAUCAGAGUCCGCCGAGCCGGAUACGCGUACAGACGGGUCUUCAACAAGUUCCUACAGAGGUAUGCCAUCCUCACCAAGGACACCUGGCCCUGCUGGAGGGGUGAGGAGCGCCAGGGAGUCCUGCACCUCCUCAACUCGGUCAACAUGGACCAGGACCAGUUCCAGCUGGGCAAGAGCAAAGUCUUCAUCAAAGCUCCAGAGUCGCUCUUCCUGUUGGAGGAGAUGAGGGAGAGGAAGUAUAACGGCUACGCUCGGGUCAUCCAGAAGGCGUGGCGUAAACACAUCGCUGUCCGCAAGUACGUCAAGAUGAGGGAGGAAGCCUCAGACGUCCUGCUGAACAAGAAGGAGCGCCGCAGAAACAGCAUCAACAGGAACUUUGUGGGCGACUACAUCGGAACAGACAACCAUCCGGAGAUCAGACAGUUUGUCGGCCGCAGAGAGAGGAUCGACUUUGCCGAUGUUGUGGUGAAAUUUGACCGAAGAUUCAGGUCUGUGAAGCGAGACCUCAUCUUGACUCCAAAGUUCCUGUACCUGAUUGGUCGAGAAAAGGUGAAGCAGGGUCCUGACAAAGGUCAGAUCCAGGAGGUUCUGAAGAGGAAGAUUGAGCUGAACAAGAUCCAGUCUGUUUCCCUGAGCACUCUGCAGGAUGACUUUUUCAUCAUCCAUGAGGAGGAGUACGACAGCGUUCUUCAGAGCGUCUUUAAGACGGAGUUCCUCAGUCUGCUGGUGAAACGUUAUCAGGACAAAACUCAGAAGAAGCUGCCGCUCAAGUUCAACAACCUGCUGGAGUUUAAGGUGAAGAAGGGCGGCUGGGGUCCAUUCAGCUCUUCAGGGUCCAGACAGAUCCAGUUCCAGGUGGGCCAGGGGAACGAGGCCAUCCUGAAGCCCAGUGGGAAGGUCCUGCAGGUCUCCAUCGGACCGGGUCUGCCCAAAAACUCUAGACCGACGAGGAAGGACAACCGCAAGAGCCGCUACAUGGGCAACCAGGCUCCGCCCACUAGCCAGUACAACUCAGCUCCUCACUCCAGAGGGGGCAGAGCUCCCAGAGGAGGCUCCACCUCCACCAGAGGCACCCUGCUGAGGCAGCAGUCCAGCAUGGAGCAGCCCAGUCUGCCCCGCCUCCAGAGCCAGCAUCGCCAUGACAACCGGCUCCACCAGCAACAGGACAUGGGCUUCAUGAACGUCCCUGACCAGGGAGCUGCAGGGCUGCAGCGCCGGAGGUCGAAGGAGGUGAAACCUCUUCCUGGAGCAGGUCGACCCAAACCAGCUCCCAAACCAAAGCCUCGGUCUCCGCAAUGCAGAGCUCUGUACGCCUACGACGCCCAGGACACUGACGAGCUCAGCUUCAACACUGAUGAUGUCAUCGAGAUACUUACUGAGGAUCCGUCCGGCUGGUGGUUUGGCCGUCUGCGGGGCAAAGAGGGGAUGUUCCCCGGAAACUACGUGGAGAAGAUCUAGACCUCCUCUCUAGAUCGGUCACCGCACUGCUGCUGCUGCAGCUGGGGUCAGAGGUCACUGGAGCUUUCAACACAUCAGCUGACAGGAAACAGGAAGCUAAAUAUGAUGAGUUUAUCUAUAAACAAACAUGUAUAGUUCAGUCAAUCAACCAGAGGUCAAAGGUCAGGGUCAGGUGACCCCUGGACUGAGGCUGUGUACAGUCAGGUGAAACAUCCCUGUGAGGCUUCAGUUUCUGAUCAUCUCUGAUGGAACAGCAUCCAGCGUUACCAUGGAAACAUGAUGAAAGUAUCAGUGUAUGCCAGCGCCCCCUUCAGGUGACGUGUUUGGACAAACGUCUAAAUAACAUCUAAAGAAUGUCUAAAGAACAUUUCAGAUGAGACGAACAGAAACUGAACCUCACUAAAUAUUAAAUAAAUCUUUAACUGCAGCUUUAAGAAUCUCUGAUUUAAAAUAUAAAACAAACAA